Diceros bicornis minor is the source of this 694-nucleotide messenger RNA. RefSeq names its product ribosomal protein L26 like 1 (gene RPL26L1). The record is from RefSeq and is a predicted model, not a curated record. Lineage: Eukaryota; Metazoa; Chordata; Mammalia; Perissodactyla; Rhinocerotidae. Gene Ontology annotation, cellular component: cytosolic large ribosomal subunit; ribosome. Gene Ontology annotation, biological process: ribosomal large subunit biogenesis; cytoplasmic translation. Gene Ontology annotation, molecular function: RNA binding; structural constituent of ribosome.
CGGCGGAGCCCUCACAUGCCGGUCCGCCCUCAGUCGCCUUCGUCGAGGCCGCCUCCUCCCGCGGUCGCCAUGAAGUUCAACCCCUUCGUGACUUCGGACCGCAGCAAAAACCGCAAACGCCACUUCAAUGCCCCUUCGCACGUGCGCAGGAAGAUCAUGUCGUCGCCCUCCAAGGAGCUGCGGCAGAAGUACAACGUGCGCUCCAUGCCCAUCCGCAAGGACGACGAGGUCCAGGUGGUUCGAGGACACUACAAAGGUCAGCAAAUCGGCAAGGUGGUGCAGGUGUACAGAAAGAAAUAUGUCAUCUACAUCGAGCGGGUGCAAUGUGAGAAGGCUAACGGCACCACUGUCCACGUGGGCAUCCACCCGAGCAAGGUGGUUAUCACCAGGCUAAAACUAGACAAAGAUCGGAAAAAAAUUCUUGAACGCAAAGCUAAAUCUCGACAAGUUGGAAAAGAGAAAGGCAAAUAUAAGGAGGAACUUAUUGAGAAGAUGCAAGAGUGACUAUAACCUGUUGUGCAACCACGGUUUAACUGUAGAUUUUUAGUCUAGUGUGUAUUCCUUUGAAACUUUUCAAGGUGUCUCGGGAACAUUUUGUUUCUUUCCUGUUUUGUUAUUGAUAUGUGGCUCUGUAAAUCUACUUUUACUGUUUUGAUUAAUAAUUUUAUGAAUAAAAAUUGGAAAUGUUUCCUAA